Anoplophora glabripennis (Asian longhorned beetle) is the source of this 2025-nucleotide messenger RNA. RefSeq lists its product as uncharacterized. Gene Ontology annotation, molecular function: RNA-DNA hybrid ribonuclease activity; nucleic acid binding. NCBI's taxonomy places the organism in Eukaryota, Metazoa, Arthropoda, Insecta, Coleoptera, Cerambycidae. The record is from RefSeq and is a predicted model, not a curated record. The transcript has a single exon. Bases 1 to 2025 code for a protein of 674 amino acids.
AUGGUUCAGUUAGAAACUAUCAUUCAAAACAAUUUUGCAAAGAGAAACCAUACAGUAGCGGUAUUUUUCGACAUAGUAAAAGCAUAUGACAUGGUUUGGAAAUUUAAUAUUUUGAGAUCAAUUCACAAUUGGGACAUUCGAGGCAAUCUAGCAUAUUUCAUUAAAAGUUUUCUAGAAAACAGAUCCUUAAGAGUUCGGUUAGGAGUUUCAGUUUCUGAAUUGAGACAUGUGGAGAAUGGAAUUCCUCAAGGAUCCACCCUAAGUGUAGUUCUGUUCGCUAUAGCCAUUAACAAUCUAGUUAGUACUCUGAAUCCAGAAAUUGGCAGAAUGUUAUAUGUUGAUGAUUUAGUGUUAUUUUAUUCGGCAAAGCACAUGCAAGACAUAGAACGAACUCUUCAGAAAGCAAUAAACGAUAUCCUUGAUAUUUCAGACAAAAAUGGCUUUCGUUUUUCCAAUUCCAAAACUCAUUGUGUCCAUUUUUGUCGACUAAGAUCGGAACAUGGCAACCCUCAAUUAUCUCUCGGUAAUCAGAUGCUGGAAUUUAAAAAUGAAUCAAAAUUUUUGGGGAUUAUCUUUGAUUCAAAACUAAAUUGGAGGUCGCAAAUUCAAAACAUAGCCACAAGGUGUAAAAAAGAUUUGAAUAUAUUAAGAUGUUUAUCUGGAAUUAAAUGGGGAUCCGAUAAGGAGGUGUUACUGAGAAUUUAUAAAUCAUUGAUAUUAACAAAGAUGGAUUAUGGGUGUGUGGUUUAUGCAUCUGCCCGAAAAUCUCAGUUAAAAAUUUUGGAUUCCGUUCACCAUACAGGAUUAAGGCUAGCCUUAGGUGCUUACCGUACUAGUCCAGGAGUAUCGUUAUGUUGCGAGGCGGAUAUUCCUCCUUUAAUCUUCAGGCGUAAUCAGUUAUUAUUAACCUACGGAAUUACGAUUUGGGCUCAACCAAAUCAUCCCAAUCAUCAAUUUCUUUUCAACUGCCACUUUCGUGCACCAUAUGAGCAAAGGCUCACAAUCACAAGACCAACAGGUGUAAGAUUAUACGAACUGUUGAAUGCUAUGGAUGAAAUUUUCCCUACAGUUUAUUCUUACGGUGUAUGUCAAAUUCCUCCAUGGAUAUUAAUAAAACCCAAAUUUCACCUUGAAUGUUCACUAUACAAAAAAGGAGAAAGUAAUAAGAAACUUCUCACGAAUACCUUUUAUUCCAUCAUUAAUACUUACCAAGAUAGCAUCAAGUUAUACACAGAUGGAUCAAAAUUUGACAAUGGUGUAGGAAGUGCGUUCUUCAAUGGCAUUGACUCAUACAGUUGGACUCUUCCAAAAAUGGCCAGUAUUUAUACGGCAGAACUCUAUGCAAUAUGGCAAGCGUUAAGAUAUGCGGAAAUGGAUAAAAAUAACACAGUAUUAAUAUGCUGCGAUUCUCUUAGUGCCAUCGAAGCUUUGUCUAACAGCUUCACCACAGAUCCACUUGUGCAAAUUAUUUUGGAACUGGUACACUGGCUUUGUACCAUAGGGAAAAAAGUGUGUUUCAUUUGGACACCUAGUCAUAUUGGCAUACAAGGCAAUGAAAUUGCCGAUUGCUCAGCCAAAGAAGCAGCAAAAAAUCAGUUACUUGAUGAUGUGUUAAUUAGAAGCGAAGAUAUUAAAGCAUACUUGAAAAACAGUAAUCUUGAAAAUUGGCAAGAAUAUUGGAAUAGUUUAAAUACAAAAUUAAAAGAGGUUAGACCCAAUGUGACCAAGGGUAUUGUGACAACAUCAUUAACGAGGAGGGAACAAACAGCCAUCAUAAGACUAAGAAUAGGUCACACAAAUUUAACUCACAACCAUUUAUUAAGAGGUCUGCCUCCACCAUUAUGUGAGAAUUGUAAUGUUCCUUUGUCGGCGAAACAUUUACUGUUAGAUUGUCCCAGAUUUCAAAACCAUCGCAAAGAAUGUCUACUAGUCGAUAAGCUAAAUAUUUGUUUGGGUUUUCCAUUAUCAAAUCUAAAAAAGACCAUAGAGUUUUUAAAAGCAAUCAACAUCCUCCAUAAAAUAUGA